Messenger RNA from Tetrapisispora phaffii CBS 4417, 3078 nucleotides. RefSeq lists its product as uncharacterized. Bases 1 to 3078 code for a protein of 1025 amino acids. Gene Ontology annotation, biological process: DNA integration. Lineage: Eukaryota; Fungi; Ascomycota; Saccharomycetes; Saccharomycetales; Saccharomycetaceae. Gene Ontology annotation, molecular function: nucleic acid binding. The transcript has a single exon. The record is from RefSeq and is a predicted model, not a curated record.
AUGAAACAGCAUGAUCAUAUCAAGGACUCCAUGAAUAAACACUACGAACAAAUGCAACCAGGACAAUCCUGGAGCUUAGAUAUUCGUGGUCCUUUAGGAAAGAACCCUGCAAAAGUUGAUAACUACUUAUUAUUGAUGGUAGAUAAUGUUUCAAGAUUUUUACUAGUAUCCACACAUACGAAUAAAAAUAAAGAAACCAUUUCUCUGCAAAUCAAAAAUAAUAUACAGUACAUCGAAAAGCAAUAUGAUCGAAUUGUAAAAGAGCUUAUUGUUGAUAGAGGAUCUGAAUUUACUAAUGAUUCUCUAAAAACAUAUGUAUCGGAGAAAGGUAUUAAAUUAAUGCUUACCGAUACAAACGACCAUGCUUCCAACGCUCGUGCAGAAAGAUUCAUUGGUAUUAUGAACAAUGAUAUUAGAACAUUAAUGCAUAACAGUGAUCUUCCUUGGGCACUCUGGAAAUAUGCAGCUCUUGCAGCUGCUAGAAUCAGGAAUUUGUUCAUGACUAAGAAGUUAAAUUGUAGUCCAAUGACCACAUUAUCAGGAAAGAAUGAACAAAUUCGAUUUAAUUCCUUCUUACCGUUCGGUGCGCAUGCGUUCGUAAAAAAUCAAACAAACAACAAGUUAACCAAUCAAGGUAUACCAGCCAUAACCUUGUGUAAGGAUCCAAAUUCCUUUGGUUACUUGUUCUAUCUACCACAAACUCGAAAAGUCAUUAGUACUAUGAGUUAUAUAUUGGCUAAUUCUGAAGUAAACGGUGAUUUCAUAGAUCCAAAUAAGGUCUUAAGUGAAAUCGUUCCUGAUAACGAUGACACAAAUGAAGUCACAUCAGAAGAUGCUCUUGAAAUUGAGGCUGAACCCAGUAAUGCUGAUGACAUUACUAUUAUCGAAGGGAUUGAAAAUGACACUCAGUAUAAAAUUCCGCCCAAUAUUCAAGAAGACACUGUCUAUGGUCUGGAUACUAUAAAUAUUCAUGACAACCAAAAGGUUUCUGACCACACUCGCUCGUCGACCGCCGAUGAGGAGGUCAAAGAACCUACAUUGGAACAGGACACUACGAAUACUUCAGACAACCAUUCUGUCCACGAAGCUCAUAUGUCUACUUUACCAAAGGACACUGCUACUGCAACUUCACAUAUUGGUAUUUUGCCAGACAGUGUCGCAGAAAGUGAGCCCGUUAGAAAUGUCUCUGAUCAAGAGCUGCUGUUAAUCAACCGUUUCGAUAAUAAGAAUUCGGACAAGUUUCCCAGCACCGAAGCCAUGAAACAGAGAAGGACAAAGCUGUUUCUCAAAGAAUUUGCUUCAAUCACUAGACGUCCAUUAAAGUCUCGGAAACGUGAACUUACCACCUUGGAUCUUGAGGAAUUUGAAGCAGCGGAGGAACAGAAGAAAAAAAUCAAGUUACGUUCUGUACAAGCAGUCAAUAAAAUUAGAACUUUAUAUUUUAAGACUGCUAUCACCAAUAAUACAGACGUUCGAGAACGAAAACUCUUUUCGGAAGCAUUUGAGAAAGAACUACAAAAUCUUUUGAAGAUGCAAGUUUUUGACACAUCAAUCUCCAUUCCUAGAAAUCAAGUCCCAGCUAACCGAAUUAUACCUCUUCAGACUAUAUUUACGGUGAAGCGUGAUGGGACUCAUAAAGCUCGUAUUGUUUGCCGAGGGGACAAACAAACGGAAGCCACCUACAGUAACUAUCAUACAGAUCUUCUUCAAAUUGAUACUUUGAAAUUGUUCCUGAUGAUAGCCAAUAACCGUAAGAUGUGGAUACAGACUUUAGAUAUAAAUCAUGCAUUUUUGUAUGCUGAUUUACGGGAGGAGAUAUAUGUUCCACUUCCACACGAUAGGAGAUUUGUGACACCGUUAAAAAAGGCACUUUACGGUUUAAAACAAAGUCCUAAGGAAUGGAAUGAGCAUCUAAAAAAAUUCCUGAACAGUAUUGAUCUGGAUGACUCCAGACAUACGCCAGGUAUAUUCAGAAAUCACGAUUAUAGCAUCAUGAUAGCUGUAUAUGUAGAUGACUGUGUCAUAGCUGCUAAAAGUCAGGAACUUCUAGACGAGUUUGUUUCCACCUUAAGAAACAGAUUUGAGCUUAAAAUUAUUGGAAAAAUGAAUCAAGGCAUUCUACGUACAGAUGUACUAGGAAUGGACCUUGAUUAUAAUAUUGAUGAAGGUAAAAUCAGCCUAUCAUUGCAAUCUUACAUUGAAAGUAUUGAAAAUGAUUGGCUUGAUAAAAUUAGUCAUAUUAAAACUACUUCUAUUCCACAUGUUUCAUCCUAUGAACACAACAUCAAAAACAUUGAUUCUAUGGACACUAAAACAAGAUCUAAAAAGAUCAAUGAACUGCAGAAGAUAAAUGGUGUGAUUAACUAUAUUAGAUCUAGAUGUAGAUAUGAUGUAGAGUUCGCUGCCAAUAAACUGGCCAGGAGUGUGAACUUUCCAGCAGACAACGUUUUUUACAUGGCUGAUAAACUUAUGAACUAUAUUUUCCAAACUAAGUCAGAAAAGAUUGUGUUCACAAGAGAAACCACUGAUAACCCGGCCAUAACUCUGCUAUCUGAUGCCUCACUGGGUACGGAACAUGACAUGAAGUCCAGAAUGGGCAUAAUGUUAUGGUAUGGAGAGAACCUCUACAAAGUCAUUUCAAGAGCCUCCUCAGCUGUCAGAAACUCAUCUACUGAAGCUGAACUGGACGCUAUCUAUGAAGGAUCUAAAGAGGCAUAUUAUCUAAAAAAGAUUUUAGAAGAAAUGAACCUACAAAAGGAUCCAACUGUCAUUUCCAUUACAGACAGCAAACCUAGUAUUCAAUAUCUAAAGAACAAUUAUAACUCCAACAGAAGAGAUAGAUUCCUGGAUUUGAAACUAGCUAAACUCGAAGAACGGAUACGAGCAGAUGACUUACUAAUAUAUAAAAUUGCUGGCACUGAUAACAUUGCUGAUGUUUUAACCAAACCGGUUAGUUGUGAAGACUUUAAGAAACUAAGAUCUUCGAUGCAAAACAAACUGACUCCCAAAGAUAUUCUUACGAUAACUGACCCAGGAGAAUUUCAUAGUCCAUCAAGUUCUAUAUCGACAAUCAGUUAA